AUGGCGAGGCGCUGCUGCGGGAGGCCGCGCGUGCUGGCGGCCGCGGGCCUGUGCGCCGCGCUCCUGCUCCUGUGCGCCGGGCCCCGCGCCGGGCGUUGGGCGCCUGCAGACAGGGCCUUGGGCUCCCGCUGGCCCCACGCUGGGAAGAGCCCGCGGCAGCUGCUUUAUGACCUGGACCAGGCCCCGCGCUCCGCCCUGGCCGAGGUGCACCGGCAGCGGCGCGCCCUGCUGCGCCAGGCGUGCGCGCGCCCCCCGCGCCGGCCGCGGCCGCUGCGCCCGGAGGACCUGCGGCACGUGCUGGUGGACGACGCGCACGGCCUGCUGUACUGCUACGUGCCCAAGGUGGCCUGCACCAACUGGAAGCGCGUGCUGCUGGCGCUGCGGGCCCGCGCCCGCGGCGACGCCCCCGGCGACCCCCGCGCCAUCCCCGCGCGCGAGGCGCACGCGCCGGGCCGCCUGCCCUCGCUGGCCGACUUCGGCCCCGCGGAGAUCGCCCGGCGCCUGCGCGACUACCUGGCCUUCCUGUUCGUGCGCGAGCCCUUCGAGCGCCUGGCCUCCGCCUACCGCAACAAGUUCGCGCGCCCGCACAGCGAGGCCUUCCGGCGGCGCUACGGCACGCGCAUCGUGCGGCGCCUGCGGCCGCGCGCGCGCCCCGACGCGCUGGCCCGCGGCCACGACGUGCGCUUCGCCGAGUUCCUGGCCUACCUGCUGGACCCGCGCACGCGCCGCGAGGAGCCCUUCAACGAGCACUGGGAGCGCGCGCACGCGCUCUGCCACCCGUGCCGCCUGCGCUACGACCUGGUGGGCAAGUUCGAGACCCUGGCCCAGGACGCCGACUUCCUGCUGGGGCUGCUGGGCGCGCCGGGCCUGCGCUUCCCCGCCGCCCCGCGGCCCCGCGCGCCCCCCGCGCGCGAGCAGGCCGCGCGCCUCUUCCGGGACAUCAGCCCCUUGUUCCAGCGGCGCCUCCUGGACCUCUACAAGAUGGACUUCCUGCUCUUCAACUACUCCGCGCCCCCGUACCUGCGGAUCCGCUAGCGGGCCCGGGGGGGCCU
Perognathus longimembris pacificus (Pacific pocket mouse) is the source of this 1052-nucleotide messenger RNA. RefSeq names its product carbohydrate sulfotransferase 13 (gene Chst13). Bases 1 to 1035 code for a protein of 344 amino acids. Gene Ontology annotation, cellular component: membrane. The transcript has 3 exons. Gene Ontology annotation, biological process: proteoglycan biosynthetic process; carbohydrate biosynthetic process. Gene Ontology annotation, molecular function: sulfotransferase activity. The record is from RefSeq and is a predicted model, not a curated record. NCBI's taxonomy places the organism in Eukaryota, Metazoa, Chordata, Mammalia, Rodentia, Heteromyidae.